UAUGUGAACCUCUGACGAAAUUUUCCUCCGCUCAACUCUUUCUUUUCCCUGCCCCUCACAAUCUUGCUUGUAAUCAGACUUGUUGCUAAACCUUCAAGAAAAACAAAUUACAGCUAAUAAUGGAGAAAUCAAGCUUGAAAAUCGAUUGUAUUGUUCACUUCAGCUUCUUGCUUUGCAUUGUUGCAGUGAUCACCUUGGUAUCUACUUCCUUCAAACUUGGCAUGGCGGCCAUGGGGAACGAAACUGACAGACUAGCUUUGCUUGCUUUCAAGGAUCAGCUUGUUGGUGGUCUACUUUCAUGGAAUGCUUCGCUCCAUUUUUGCGAGUGGCAAGGCGUUCGAUGUGGUAGGCGGCAUCAAAGGGUCAUCAGCUUGAGCCUGCCUGCUAUGAACCUUGGCGGCUCCAUAUCUCCAUCCGUCGGUAAUUUGAGCUUCCUAAGGGAGGCUAAUCUAUUCAAUAACAGUUUGAAAGGCAACAUCCCGAGUGAAUUCGGACAACUGAGACGGCUUCGUUCUCUAAAUUUAAAUCGCAAUAAUCUCUAUGGCAACAUCCCUAUGGAACUUGGCAAUUGCUCAAGCUUUGUAUUUCUUAAUUUAAGUUACAACAGCCUUUCUGGGGAACUUCCUUCUGGAUUGGGGGAUGAUAUGAAGAAUCUGAUAACACUCUCUGUUGCUGGAAAUGAUUUAGUUGGGGGAAUUCCAUCUUCUUUGGGAAACUUGUCAUCAUUGGAGAAUCUCAGACUUGAACAUAACCAUUUUGAAGGAGUUGUACCCGAUUCUUUAGGUAGAUUACCGAACUUGAAAAUAUUUUCCAUCCAGGAAAAUAACCUGUCCGGUAUCAUACCUAGUUCCAUCUACAAUCUUUCCUCUUUGACACAUGUUAGUAUGGGUCGAAAUAACUUAUCUGGUGGUCUUGCACCUCAGCUCGGUUUCGCUUUUCCGAACCUUGUAACACUGUAUCUUACAGAAAACCAAUUCAAUGGAAGAAUUCCGAGAUCAGUCUCUAAUGUCUCUGGUCUAAACCAGCUUGACAUCAGCUCAAAUGGCUUCAGUGGAUUAGUUCCUGAUGAUCUUGGAAAGCUUCGAAAUCUUCUGCUGUUCGAUGUUCACGAUAACGACCUUGGACUCGGGACAGAAGGAGACUUGGAUUUUCUUUCUUCUCUAAGAAAUUGCAGUCGAUUGCAGUAUUUGUACAUCCAUGCGAAUAGAUUAGGAGGGAUGUUGCCAGACACCGCGGCAAAUUUAUCAGCGCAGCUUGAAGAUCUUUAUAUGGGAGGGAAUCCGAUUUCUGGAAGCAUUCCUCAAGGAAUUGGUAAUCUUUACGGGCUUACGAAUGUUUAUUUUGGGGAAAGCUUGCUUACAGGGAAACUUCCUGUUUCCAUUGGACAGCUCCAGAAUCUUGGCCAGUUAGACAUCUCUUUGAAUCAUUUAUCUGGUGAAAUUCCAUCCUCCAUUGGCAAUCUUUCUCGAUUGUUGUACCUUUACUUAAACGGUAACGAUUUUCGGGGAACGAUUCCAUCGACUCUCAGGGGAUGCAAAGAUAUGGAGGAGAUGGAUCUUUCGCUAAAUAAACUCGGUGGUACGAUACCGGAUCAGCUGGUUGCUGCUUUUCAAAGUUUGAUUACUCUGAAUUUGUCUCACAACUCUUUCAAUGGUACCUUUCCAUCAGAUAUUAGGAAUUCAAAGAAUCUCGUAGAGUUAUAUGUUGAUAACAACAAUUUCUCAGGAGAAAUUUCAGAGCAGUUUGGUGAGAUUUCAGAACUAAAAAUCUUGCACAUGCAGGGAAACUACUUUCAAGGUAGUAUUCCUCGAUCUCUCGGCUCUUUACGAGGUCUCGAAAUCUUAGAUCUCUCUGGUAAUAACUUGUCUGGACCGAUACCACUUGAACUUCAAAAGCUUCCAUUUUUGGUGAGUUUAAACCUUUCUUUCAAUCAAUUGGAGGGUGAAGUUCCAGAAGAAGGGGUUUUCAAGAAUAUCAGUGGAUUCGCUAUUAUUGGGAAUAAGGAUCUUUGUGGGGGAAUCCCUGAAAUAGAGCUUCCGAAAUGCUUCGGUAAGAAGGCAACUGAAAAACGAAAUGGUUUCUCGAAGAAAUCGAUUGUCGUUAUCAUCAUUAGCCUUUCGCUUGCCUUGAUUUCGGUUGCAUUCAUUGUCAUCCUUUGCUGGCGAAAACAAUCGCAAAAAGAAAUGAUUCCUCUGUCUUUGCGGCAGCAAGUUAGCCUCUUUCAAGUUUCGUACAAGGAACUUGUUGAAGCCACUAACGGGUUCUCAGCCUUGAACUUCCUUGGUAAGGGAAGUUUUGGGUCUGUCUAUAAAGGGUUUCUUAAUCAACAAGAAAACCCUGUCGCGGUCAAAGUACUGAACCUUGAAAACCUCGGGGCUGUCAAGAGUUUCAUAGCUGAAUGCGAGGUUUUAAGAAAUAUUCGACAUCGGAAUCUAGUCAAGCUGAUAACUUGUUGUUCAAGCAUAAACUUCCAAGGCAAUGAUUUCAAGGCUAUAGUUUUGGAAUUCAUGGCAAAUGGAAGUUUAGAGAGUUGGCUUCAUCAUGAUCACGGUGAAGGUCACUCACGUCAACUCGACUUUGCUGAAAUGUUAAACAUUGCAAUAGAUAUGGCAAAUGCAAUAGAUUACCUUCAUCGCCAUUGCCGAACACCGAUUGUUCAUCGGGAUCUAAAGCCAUCCAAUGUCCUUCUUGAUGAUGACAUGGUUGCACAUGUCAGUGACUUCGGCAUGGCUAAGCUCCUUUUUUGUACUGCAGGUGAUCUGGACAACGAGCAAACAACUUCCUUGGUCAUCAAAGGAACGAUCGGGUAUCUCGCCCCAGAAUGCGGCAUGGGUGAUCCGACAUCCCCCGAAGGGGACAUUUACAGCUAUGGAAUUAUCAUCUUGGAGAUGAUCACCGGAAAAAGGCCGACGGAUGAUAUGUUCAAGGAUGGGAUAAGUCUUCAUAGUUUAUGUAAGAUGGCAUUGCCGGAACAAGUGGAGGAGAUCUUAGAUUCUCGAUUGCUUGGAGAAAUCAAUGAGCGAGGAGAUCAGAACAUGUUGGACUGUUUGGUUUGGUUCACCAAUGUGGGAGUUGCAUGCUCUGUCGAAGUUCCUGACAAGAGAAUGAAGAUUGAGGAUGUUGUCGCUGAAUUGGUUGCAAUCAAGGCAAGGCUGCAUGGAAUCCAUGUUUAAUUUAGAGUUGUCCGAGUGAAAUAAACCAGCAAUAUGUCUGUGUUUGUAAAACUCGAUUAUUUAGACUAAUCUUACGUUUGGUGCAAUAUCGUUUUACCAUAAUUAACAUCCAUAAUUACAGAUUCACUACCAA
Messenger RNA from Hibiscus syriacus, 3306 nucleotides. Its product is annotated as putative receptor-like protein kinase At3g47110. Gene Ontology annotation, biological process: protein phosphorylation. The transcript is spliced from 2 exons. NCBI's taxonomy places the organism in Eukaryota, Viridiplantae, Streptophyta, Magnoliopsida, Malvales, Malvaceae. Bases 120 to 3173 code for a protein of 1017 amino acids. Gene Ontology annotation, molecular function: protein binding; protein kinase activity; ATP binding. The record is from RefSeq and is a predicted model, not a curated record.